Messenger RNA from Symbiodinium natans, 378 nucleotides. NCBI's taxonomy places the organism in Eukaryota, Dinophyceae, Suessiales, Symbiodiniaceae. The record is from the annotation of a GenBank genome assembly.
AUGGCGACAAAGAGCUAUGCAGAGGAGGUGGCCCGCAAGUAUGCCGAUGAAGUGGUGAGAGCCAGCACCGAGAAGGAAGAAAUUGACGCCCUUCGCCGAGACUUCAUCGAGGAGCAAGAGCAGAUUCGAGCCAACACGAGGCAGCAGCAAAACAACAGGCGGGAUCUCAAUGGGGCUAUUGAGGAGUUGAACAACUUGCGAGCGCAGUCGAUGAAGGUGGAGAAGCGAUGUGGCUCGAUCGAGGAACAAAUCACCUCCCUGAGGAGUCAAGAGGCGGAGAACUGGGACAACAUGCAAGACACCCUGAAUAACCAGGCUAACACCUACGAGGACUUGAAAGACGCGUGUGAGGUGCGGCUCCUGAGCCCUGGACAGUAA